Molecule: messenger RNA, 5180 nt
Organism: Xyrauchen texanus (razorback sucker)
Lineage: Eukaryota; Metazoa; Chordata; Actinopteri; Cypriniformes; Catostomidae
Product: brain-specific angiogenesis inhibitor 1-associated protein 2-like
Exons: 14
Coding region: 194-1792 (532 amino acids)
Biological process (GO): actin filament bundle assembly; positive regulation of actin filament polymerization; actin crosslink formation
Cellular component (GO): cytosol; nucleoplasm
Molecular function (GO): protein binding; cytoskeletal adaptor activity
Source: RefSeq, a predicted model, not a curated record
AGGUGGAUUCCCACCACUCCGGCGGCUGCGCGUGGGCUUCAUUGGAUGCAGUGAGAGAGUUCCGUAUAAAAACCUCCCGCAUCCUCCUCUGCCUCUGACACUCUCUGUUUGAAUGGUACAGUGUCCUCUUCUCCUCCUCCUGUUUUUUUUUCUCGGAAACAUUUUCCCGCAGUAGAAAUUCAAAUUCCCGUCUAUGGUUUUGACGCAAGCUUCCAAAAUGUCUCGGACCGACGAGGUGCACCGUAUAACGGAGAAUGUUUAUAAGUCCAUCAUGGAGCAGUUCAACCCUUGCUUGAAGAAUUUUGUUGCCAUGGGGAAGACCUAUGAGAAGGCUCUCUCCAGUGUGACAUUUGCAGCCAAAGGCUACUUCGACGCACUGGUGCGGAUGGGAGAGCUGGCCAGCGAGAGUCACGGCUCUAAGGACGUUGGGGAUGUGCUCUUUCAGAUGGCUGAGGUUCACAGACAGAUCCAGAUGCAGCUGGAGGACAUGCUGAAAUCGUUCCACAAUGAACUACUCACAGAACUGGAGAAAAAAGUGGAAUUGGAUGUGCGCUACCUAAAUGCAGCUUUGAAGAAAUAUCAGAUGGAACACAAAAGUAAAGGAGAGAGUCUGGAGAAGUGCCAGGCUGAACUGAAGAAAUUACGCAGGAAAAGUCAAGGCAGCAAAAACCCCUCCAAAUAUGGAGACAAGGAGAUGCAGUAUGUGGAGACCAUCAGCAGUAAACAAAAUGAGCUGGAUAACUACAUCACAGACACCUACAAGAACGCUCUAUCAGAAGAAAGGAGGAGGUAUUGCUUUCUGGUUGACCGACAGUGUGCCAUGGCCAAAAACAGCAACGUUUUCUACACAAAGGGCAGAGAUUUGCUGACACAGAAGAUCCCAUUAUGGCAACAAGCAUGCGUCGACCCAAAUAAACUCCCGGAUCGAGCAAUGCUCCUGGCCAAGCAGAUGGGCUCAGGAGCUGGUGGGACUCUGGGGGCCAGUUCCAAUCACACCUCUAAAUCUAACCUGACCAUCUCCGACUCAAUCCCUGGAGCCAAACCACUUCCUGUGCCAAACCAACAGAUGAGGAUGAUGGGAGCAGAAAGUGUGCCCAUGGUGAAUGGCUCAGCAGGGGUUCAUGGAGGAGAAGACUACCACCACUGGAUGGAGACCAGAGCCGCACACGAGAAAUCUUCCGCACAGACCCACAGAUGCGGGGGAGAGGCCUACUCCAACACCCUGCCUGUCCGCAAGGUGGCUCCUGCCAAGCCCAAAAACACUCUAGAGACCCAGACCCUGCCCAGGUCUAGCUCAAUGACAGCCGGGCUGGAGAGAAACGGGCGGACACGUGUUCAGGCGCUCUUCUCGCACAUCGCCGGUGACAACAGCACCCUCCUCAGCUUUACAGAAGGAGACAUCAUCACACUGCUGGUACCUGAGGCCAGAGAUGGCUGGCACUAUGGAGAAAAUGAGAAGAACAGGAUGCGAGGCUGGUUUCCGUUUUCCUACACUCGUGUGAUUCCUGAAGCAGACAGCAAUAAACUCCAUGUCAGUUUGCAGCAAAGCAGGAGCAGCAGCACAGGAAAUCUUCUGGAAAGAGAGAUAGCUUCACCAACACCUGACUACGGCAUGACUGCCCGUUUCCUCACCCAGCAGCAGAGCGCGCCACACAGCCGACAGAGACCAUACAGCACGGCAGUGCCAGGAUUCUCACAACAAGGGUUGGAGAAUUACGAGUCUCGUUACCAAACCAGCAUCUCCCUCUCUUUGUUUCACAGUGCGGAGGGCAAAUUGAUUUCGACAGUGUGAGAGGACAGACAGACAGACAGACACCACCCUCUCCUCUCUCCACACUUACUCCCAUGUCUACCUUUAUCUCUCAACAAUCCAUCUCCCUUCACUCCACCCACUGAGGAUGAAGAUAUAUAUAUCCACCCCUCCAUCCUAAAUCCCUUAUUUUUUCCUUUUGGAAGCAGCCUGGAGAUCGUGACAGAUACACUAAUGGAACUGUAAUGCUGAGUAUUCCAUGUUGACAUUCCUCAGUAUACGCUCCUUUCAUGAUAAUGUUGAGUUGAUUUUCAAUAGAAGUAUUAAAAUGGACUUCUUUGAGGAAUUGUCUAUACAGUAUGUAUCCCUUGCUUGUCUUUCAUGCAUGUACUGUACAUGUCGGCAAUGUAUAAACUAAAUGCAUCACUUUUGCCAGCUGGCGUGUUAAUAAGUUUACAUUUGGUGUUGCAACACUAUUUGUGGCCGGUGGGUUUAUCCCAAAAACAAUCAUGUUAAUAACUAAAACUAUACUUUGAGGAAUGUGAGCAUAUUAAAAAUGUACCAAAUUAUUCAUCCGGUGUUUUUGAAUUAAUUGAUGCCUUUUACAUUUUACAAUUGAAUGAAUUCAAUGUAAUUAUUUACAUUUUUUAUAUUUCAUUGUUUACAUUGCUGAUGUAAAGGGAAUUCAGUGGUCUCAUAAUAUAUAAUUUGGAUAUAAUUUAGGUUUUUACCUUUAAUUUAGGUUUUGUAUUCUAAAUGCAUUGUGUUGAUUAAAACAGACAUUUACAUUUUUCUCUGAUUUACAUGAGGCCGCCGUACUGUAUUUGACCUUGUGUCUCAGGUGAAGACUGUUGUGUGUUCUGAAAGCCACAAGUUGAAUUGGAACAAACUCUUUGAAUUGCAACUAAAAGGAAAAAAAAAAACGUGAAAAAAGAUGGUUGUUUCUAGAACUCUAGCAAUAGUGAUGUAGAUGUAUGGUUCAUGCAUAAAAGAAAAGACAACUGGUGCCUACAUAUCCAUGUCCAAAUAGCAACCACAAGCAAAAUGUUUUGCUUUUAUAAAAUGGUGGUAACAGCAAUAUGGUUAAAGACAUACAUUUUUUAUGAAUACUUAUGAAUAAAUGAAUCAUUAUAAUUGAUUGCAGAUCAUCCAAUCAGAAUUUAGAGUUGGAACUUUCCAUUUUAUAAUCACAGGUUUAAAGAUAUGAACUGCUAAACUACUCUCAGUGUACUCUCCGUGUUACUGACUAGUGUACACUAGAUGAUCUAGAGUAGUUCCUGCUAUACAUCCAUAUUCAUAAUAUGCCAAGACUUCAUAUAAUCCAAACUCUAUAUGAGCCAGUGCCUUGUACAUUGCAAAUUACAUUUGUAAAUACCAAACAUUUGUUAAAAAACUGUGGAAUUGUAUUGAUGUAAUCAUGAGUGUCCAUGACUUUUUUUAUUUGUUCAACAAGAUCCCUGUACAGUAAAACAUUACAGCCUUUUAUUUAAAAGACGGGUAAAUACCGGCAGUAAUCAACUUUGAUAACAUCCAUCUUUUUUCAUUAUGUUAGCAUGAUAUUUACUUGCUUUUAAUACACUUACACAACACUUGUUUGUUUUUUAACCUUUUUCACAGGAGGGAAAGCUGAAACCAUACUACCAUUGUUGUAAUGAAAAGGAACUGUUGAAAUGAAUAAAGGAACUGAAAUUGCCUUUUUAUAAAAAUAAAUACUUAUGAUUAAGUCACAUAUAAGAGGUGAUAGUGUUGAUGUUUGACACUUUGUGAUAGAAAUACUACCUUGCUUGUCUCCUCUUAGUCAGUGAUCAUGAUUGUUUAAAGGUUCUUACCAUUUUCUCAGUGUUGUGUCUGACAAGAUGUUUUACUGAAGGUGAUGCACAGCUGAAUAAAAUGCACCUUCAUUAUUACCACAAAGUAUGAUGCACAAAUUGUACAUUUAUUUUGUAACAAAGGUGUUAUUACUUUCACAUUUGUUUUCAGCUUAAAAUAAUAGUUCACUCAACAAAUGAAAAUUCUGUCAUUAUUUACUCAAAUGCACAAAACAGCACAACUUUCUGUGCAACACAAAGGGAGACAAUUUGACACCAUAUUCAGUGAAUCAGUCAGAUAAUAAGCAGAUUUUCUGUGGCAUUACAUUUAAAAUUGUGAGUUUAUGAACAAUAGUGCACUGAUAACGAUAAAACGUCUGCUCAUACACAAAAUCCUAUAACACAAGAAAAUCGUGCUUACAUUUGAAAUGAUCGCGAUUUUCGGCGAUUGUCAUUUUAAAAUGCAAACAGGCAUGCACACCACAAACACACACACUGAAUAAGCUGCCAGAGUGCCGGUUUAUGUGUGCUGAUUCCUUUUUGAUUAACAAUAGUUUUUGGCCUUACCACAAUAAGAGAAAACCGUUUUGGCAUUUAUGUGACCUUGCGUUGUCGGGUUAUUACGCAUAAUAAUCAGUGUAACAUUGUAGGACAUGUUAACAUGCUCAUUGUCUGACUUGGGACAGGGCCGGUACUAGUAUGCAAUAUUUGGAGGGGCAUUUUGAACUUUAGGGUGGGCUGAAUGUUCUCUUUUUGGCCAACAGGCGGGCCACAUAGAAAAUAGGGAGGCAAUGACCCCCCCAGCCCUUUCAAAGACCCGGGCAUGAUUCAGGAGUGAAUCGUUUAUUUGGGUUGAAACUUUUUAAUGAAUACUGGCUGGGUUCAGAAUGACAUAUGGUUAAAUAGUAGGCGUAAGAGUUGUAUGAUAUUAUACUAUACCAUUCAGAACUCAGCAACUGAUCUGGUUCCGGCUCGAUGAUCCAGUCGAGCUUGGAGCAACAUGAGGGAUGUGUUAAUCAUGAUAAAAACAUUCAUUUUUGGGUGAACUAUUCCUCCUCAAAACCAGACCCAAACUGUGUCUAUCCUCCUGCACUUUUGCUCUCCGUUUGUCUUUGUCUGUGUAACUAAACCAGCGUCUUGCCAUAGCUCUGCCAACACUUUCCAUCCCUGUUUUGAUGAAUUUAGAGACAAAAGCAGUAAGAUGGCAAGGACUGGAAGCCAGUGCCAAUGUUUCUUCUUUCUUCACUAGAGUAAGGCCGAGAUACGGCUGCCACUCUCACUGACCCUGGGUAGCUCAGAGAAACACAUUUUUGUCCAUUAAACAAAUCAAAUAAAACUCUUCUGGAAUUCCCGCUUUUGGUUGUAAAAGAGAGCAAGUACAACAAUAACAGACAAGUAUAUACUCUAACAUUGCAUGUAUUUUGGGGGGACACCAAAACAGUGUAAUAUUGCUAAAUGACCAUGUAUGGAGGCUUUUUACUCUUGAAAAUUCUUAAUAAAAGUUUCUUCUAGUUAUCUUGAACCUUGUUUUUUUUUUUAUUUAAAUGGCCCUCACUUCUAAAUUGAUUUCCUUCUUAAACACAAUGUUUAUUUGACAAGAUGUCUUUAUUCUUGCCCCAAUA